AUGAAUGUUCAGGUCGUGAUUCUUGUCGUUGUCUGUGGGAUGUGUUUAACGAACGGUGAUAUUCUUGAAUAUUUUAAAGCUCAUAACUGGACCUCAGUGGAAACCAUGCCGUGGCUAACUAAUGACAGUGGUCUCCGUGAAAGUGAAUAUCUAUUUCAGAAAGCAAAUAUUUCUGAAAGUUUUCUACCUAGACUUUGUGUAUCAAGUUUUGUGAAAGCGUACAAUUUGGAUUACAUGAAUUCUUCUCAUUCUAUAUUAAUACAAGGUUUCGAAAUCAUUUUCGUUGGUCCUCCGGAAACAGAUCCUGGUAUUUAUCUCUUGUUGGGUGCUCACUCACUAAUCGUUGUAUGGUGUACGUGUUUACUGACUGUGCAUUUUUUGCGUCUUCGUCAUAAACCUGGAUUAGUUUCUCGGGAUUAUGAUAACUUAUCGGAAAGUAACAAAACUCUUCAAGUUCUCGAAAGAAAUCUAUCUUCUGAGAUUGAUAGUUAUGAAUCAAGUUCAGACAGCUCCAUCACUUCGUAUGAAGAUGAUGAUGGUGGUGAUGGUGAUAAUAAUGGUGAUCCUCUUCUCGAUACAAACACUUAUAUGUUGAAUUGGGAUGAGCUUACCAAGAGUGUUAUUCGGUCAGGUGCAGCAGGUCUACUAUUUUCUGCAUCGACCUUUUCUUUAUUUGUUAGUCUUCUUAGUGAAAGUUACUUUGCAGAACUAAACUAUCUAAGAAAAGAAGUCAGUAGAACGACUGAGAAACUUUCACGCGUUGAAAAUUUAAGGAAACAGUGUCAGUCAGUAUGCUCGCAUAAUAAUAACAAGAGGUUUAUGGAUUAUGUGAAUUCCGUCAAAGUGGAAAUGUCUGAUCAGAAAUACGAAUUGGAGAGUUUUAUCACAAGAUGGAAUAACAUUUUAGAUGCUAUACGAACUGUCUCUUUAAUGUUUGCUGAAUCGAAUGAUAAUGGAAUUCAUAUAACAACUAACUCUGCUUCAUCUGAAACAAUAUUUUCCUCAUUGAGCGAUGUAACUGAAGACGAACAAACUGCUAUAUUACCAAAAGAUGACAGCAAAGGUGAUAUUCCAUCUGACCAGCUGGUGUCACAAGAAUACUUUGUUGACAAUGAAAUAGAAAAUUGUAUAUCUGUUGAAAUGAAAUCACCAACUGAAAUAGAGACUACUAAUGACGCAGCGGAAAAUCGUAUUCAUUCAUCAGAUGGUGGUGUUGCUAAUAUUUCAAACGAAAUUUCACAUGAUGAGAACACUGAGGAACAACAACCUUGCAGUUACCUACAUGUGACAAAGAUACCGACAUUAUCAUCGCGUUCGUCAAUAUCUUCUGAGACAUCACCUAAUAUGCUGACAUUCGGAAGUUCUCAAAUAAAACGUCAUAGUCUCUCUAACUCUGGCAGUUUAUUACCUUCACCAUCGGUGGUGUAUAUUCAUCCUGCUGAAUGUUUAAAUCGUACUCCGCUAACUGAUCAGGAUAACAGUAUGCAUCAUUUCCGUGUUGUGUCAAGUGACAAACAAAGGACACCAUUUUCAAAUUUAAAUAAUGCAUCUGCUGAUGCUCAACAUUCCAGAUUACCAAAACCUAAAUACGUCAAUAAGUGA
Molecule: messenger RNA, 1602 nt
Organism: Trichobilharzia regenti
Lineage: Eukaryota; Metazoa; Platyhelminthes; Trematoda; Strigeidida; Schistosomatidae
Source: the annotation of a GenBank genome assembly